Molecule: messenger RNA, 3120 nt
Organism: Hemiscyllium ocellatum (epaulette shark)
Lineage: Eukaryota; Metazoa; Chordata; Chondrichthyes; Orectolobiformes; Hemiscylliidae
Gene: ezrb
Product: ezrin b
Exons: 14
Coding region: 160-1923 (587 amino acids)
Biological process (GO): positive regulation of protein localization to early endosome; regulation of organelle assembly; positive regulation of early endosome to late endosome transport
Cellular component (GO): cytoskeleton; apical part of cell; microvillus
Molecular function (GO): cell adhesion molecule binding; actin binding
Source: RefSeq, a predicted model, not a curated record
AGUAAGAGUAAAGCAGGUAGCGGACAGGAUCAGGUAAGACGAACAGCCAGCCAUAUUGGAAAGAGCCAAGCGUAGGUGACUUAUGCAGGUGAUUGAGUGGACCUCAAAUCCUAGGCUCUUGGAUUUCUUCAACCAGAAAAAAGCUUUAGAAGACCGAAAAUGCCGAAACCGAUCAGUGUUCGAGUUACAACAAUGGAUGCAGAGCUGGAGUUUUCCAUCCAACCCAGCACUACAGGCAAGCAGCUCUUUGACCAAGUAGUCAAAACAGUUGGCCUACGAGAGAUCUGGUAUUUUGGACUCCAGUAUAUAGACAACAAAGGAUAUCCAAACUGGUUAAAGCUUGAGAAAAAGGUAUCUCAUCAAGAUUUGAAGAAAGAAAAUCCUGCUCAGUUCAAGUUUCGUGCCAAGUUCUUUCCUGAGGAUGUGGCCGAGGAGCUAAUCCAGGAGGUUACUCAGAAGCUCUUCUUCCUUCAGGUCAAGGAAGGCAUUCUUUCUGAUGAAAUGUACUGCCCUCCUGAAACAGCUGUGCUGCUUGCUUCCUAUGCAGUCCAGGCCAAGUUUGGAGACUUCAGUGUGGAAACACACAAGACUGGGUACCUUACAUCUGACCGCCUGCUCCCACAGCGUGUCAUAGAUCAGCAUAAACUUACCCGAGAGCAAUGGGAGGAGAGAAUCCAGGUUUGGCACGAAGAACACCGUGGCAUGCACAAAGAGGAUGCCAUGUUAGAGUAUCUGAAGAUUGCCCAGGAUCUAGAAAUGUAUGGUGUUAACUACUUUGACAUCAAAAAUAAGAAGGGAACAGACUUAUGGUUGGGUGUUGAUGCUCUGGGUCUCAAUAUCUAUGAGAAAGAGGACAGAUUAACACCCAAGAUUGGUUUCCCAUGGAGUGAAAUCCGCAAUAUCUCAUUCAAUGACAAGAAAUUUGUCAUCAAACCCAUUGACAAGAAAGCACCGGAUUUUAUUUUCUAUGCUCCACGUCUAAGAAUAAACAAAAGAAUCUUGCAGUUGUGUAUGGGCAACCAUGAGCUGUACAUGAGGCGUCGAAAACCUGAUACCAUUGAAGUACAGCAGAUGAAGGCCCAGGCUCGUGAGGAAAAGCACAAGAAACAAUUGGAAAGGGCGCAGUUGGAGCAGGAGAAGCAGAAGCGGGAGAUAAUAGAGAAAGAAAAAGAACAGAUGGAAAAGGAAACUAGAGAUCUGAUGCUGAAGCUGAAACUGUACGAAGAUCAGACAAAGAAAGCUGAAAAGGACUUGGCUGAGCAGAUGCAGCGAGCAUGUGAACUGGAAGAAGAGAGGAGAAAAGUACAAGUUGAAGCUGAACAUCUAGAAGCUGAACGCUUGGAAGCUCUUCACGCAAAAGAAGAGUUGCAGAGACAGGCUGAGGAACAAAUGAAAAGCCAGGCGCAAUUGGCAUCAGAGUUAUCAGAAUAUACAGCCAAGAUUGAAAAACUAGAAGAUGCCAAAAGGAUGAAAGAGGAAGAGGCAAUAGAAUGGCAGAAACGGGCAAGAAUGGUCCAGGGUGAUUUGGAGAAAACAAAGGAAGAACUGCACAUGGUAUUAUCUGCCCCAGCACCACCCCCACCUCCACCGCCGCCUCCAAUCUACGAGCACCUGGAAGAGAUUGAACAUGAUGAUGCUGAAGAGAAUCAUUCCACGUACAGUGCUGACCUUGCAACUGAAGGCAUCUUGGAUCACAGAAAUGAAGAAGAGCGAGUGACCGAAGUGGAGAAAAAUGAACGAGUGCAACAGCAACUGUUGGUUUUGAGCAGUGAGCUUGCACAAGCCAGAGAUGAGAGCAAGAAAACGUCCAAUGAUAUAAUUCACAUGGAAAAUGUCCGAAAAGGUCAAGACAAAUAUAAGACGCUUCGCCAGAUCCGUCGAGGCAACACCAAGCAGAGGGUGGAUGAGUUUGAAUCAAUGUAAAAUAUCACUGACAGCAGUAUCUUUGCUUGUACAGGAUGAUAAUCUAUUUGAAGUAUUUACUUUUCCUGGUGAUCACUGGAGAAAACGGCUUGGAUUAUUUAGUAACGAGAUUGUUGGCCACAACCUGAAUUUUUUUCUCUCAAACUGGUUCUGCUAUACUUCCAUUUUUAUAAAAUUUUUGAAUGGUUUCUGUUUUGAGUUUCUUCCAUUUUUGCACAAUGAAAUGGAUAAUUGGUCACAUCCUGUAAACAUUUCAAUGUGCUGCAGUACAAAAAUAGUUUGCUUUGGGUGCCAAAUAUAGUUAACAAGCAAAUAUUGUUUUGGAUAGAGAAAGAAAUCAAUUUAUGUCCAAACGUUAUAGAUGAAAUGAUGAAGGUUGUGAAUUAGAGAACAGAAUUUUCACUGGAAGCAAGUUGCUUUAUUUCAUCACUUGAAUGCAGUGCCACAAGUCCAUGAUCGUUCAGGUGAAAAGAUGAUUUUGAAUAGUAUUUGCCACUCUGCAGAUGAGGAUUCCUAUUAAACCUUCCAAAUAUUAAUGGACACAUGGCCAUGUGUCUAUACUGAAAUAAUCAAUGGUAGAUACAUAAUUUAAACACUUUAGGUGCUAUCACCUUUCUCUGCAGAUGCAGAUUAUAAACUUAGGUUUUAAUGUAAUAUCAUAACUUAUCAAUGACAUUUGUGGGGAAAUGUUCCUGCUUUGUGUAUUCUUGCUCUUCAAAAAUUUGGGCUUCAACACUUGGAAGAUAUAAACAUUUAAAUGAAUAACAAUAAAUGAUAGUUCUGUGAUAUUAAAGAAAAUCUGACAUUUUAUAGAACUGAAUUGAUUUCUAAAUAUUUUAGGCCAAAUGGGUAAUAGAGCAUGUUUGUAAAAAUUCAAUAACAAGUAAAAUCUCAUGUUUUAUUUAAUCGGGACAACUAAAAGACAAUUACUGUAGCUAAAUAUGCCAACCUUUUGACAUUUUGAAAAUUUUUAUGUAAAGGUUUGUAAUUCAGCAGUAUUGUUGCAUGUUCUCCAUAUCUUUGAAUUGAAAUUGUUAUACUAUAUUAUCACUACACUUUCAUAAUAGUGUACUUAUCAGAAUGAUAACUCUGUUCCUCUGAUCUGUACUUUGGGUGUCCUGCACUUUGUACUAGUAACUCUCAUACUAAAUGUUCUUCACAAUGUUGAAUUGCAUCUAAUAAAGAUUUUGGCAAUGA